Molecule: messenger RNA, 639 nt
Organism: Soboliphyme baturini
Lineage: Eukaryota; Metazoa; Nematoda; Enoplea; Dioctophymatida; Soboliphymatidae
Source: the annotation of a GenBank genome assembly
CACGGAAUGCACGACACAUUCCGGAAACUGUCGAAAAAGCAACUCAGACAAAUGCUUGGAUCUAGACCGAAUGAAGCGGUCUACAGAGCAGCACCAGCAGAGGAAGUUGAACUUCUAGAUGAAGCCGAUAUACCAAAGGAAUUUGAUGCGCGGCAACAAUGGCCAUACUGCAGUUCCAUCCGGCUGAUCCGUAGCCAGGCAAACUGUGGCUCUUGCUGGGCAGUUUCGGCGGCAUCAAUUAUGUCGGACAGGGUGUGCAUAGCGACUGGUGGUUCUAAGCAGCCUUACAUAUCGGAUGAAAACAUCUUGUCGUGCUGCAAGCAUUGUGGCAAAGGAUGCCUCGGCGGCGACCCUUUUGCGGCGUUUAAGUACUGGAAACAGGGAAUACCAAAUGGCGGACCUUACAACACUACCAAUGGAUGUCAACCGUAUACGAAAUGCUGGGAAGGGUGUCCAGGAGGUACUCCGGCAUGCAUGGGACAUAAGUGCAUUCCUCAAUACCCGUAUUCAUAUAACAGUUCACUUUAUUACGGUACUCCGCGAGGAAAAUAUAUUUAUUUCCAUGUUACAUUUAUGGCUACUACACAGGUGCUACUGCGUAUUGGCUUCCCACAGUGGAACGAGCUCAACAAGACUUGA